Messenger RNA from Malurus melanocephalus (red-backed fairy wren), 3076 nucleotides. RefSeq names its product ATP binding cassette subfamily B member 10 (gene ABCB10). The record is from RefSeq and is a predicted model, not a curated record. Gene Ontology annotation, biological process: transmembrane transport. The transcript has 13 exons. Gene Ontology annotation, molecular function: ABC-type oligopeptide transporter activity; ATP hydrolysis activity; ATP binding. Bases 219 to 1940 code for a protein of 573 amino acids. Gene Ontology annotation, cellular component: membrane. Lineage: Eukaryota; Metazoa; Chordata; Aves; Passeriformes; Maluridae.
CGUCGGGCUCCCCGUGCUGCCGCCGCCUCUUCCCCGCCGCGGCGGCAGCUGGCGGCGCCCCGCGCUCCCUGAGCACGGCGGCGAGCGCGGAGCCACCGCGGGAGGCUGUGGGCGCUCCGCCGCGCUUCGAGGCUCGGAGGCUGCUGGCCCUGGCGCACCCCGAGCGCUGGAGACUGACAGCUGCUGUUGGCUUUCUGGCAGUUUCCAGUGUCAUUACUAUGUCAGCCCCUUUCUUUAUGGGGAAAGUUAUUGACAUUAUUUAUACAAAUCCCAGUGAGGAUUUCACUGACAGCCUGACCAACCUGUGUGCCUUGCUGAGUGGAAUCUUUUUAUGUGGUGGUGCUGCUAAUGCUACUCGUGUCUACCUCAUGCAGACUGCAGGACAAAGAAUUGUGAAACGUUUGMGAGCAACAAUGUUCUCCUCUAUUCUGAAGCAAGAAAUGGCUUUCUUUGACAAGACCAGAACAGGAGAGUUGAUAAACCGCUUAUCUUCAGAUACAGCCCUCUUGGGCCGCUCAGUGACCGAAAACCUUUCAGAUGGRCUCAGAGCAGGAACACAAGCAUCUGUGGGGGUUGGAAUGAUGUUUUUUGUGUCCCCUAGCCUUGCUGCAUUUGUUCUGAGCAUUGUGCCACCCUUAGCUGUCCUGGCUGUGAUUUAUGGCAGAUACUUGCGAARGCUUACUAAAAUGACUCAAGAUUCUCUUGCAGAAGCAACACAGUUAGCUGAAGAGCGCAUUGGAAACAUCAGAACAGUUCGAGCUUUUGGACAAGAAGUGGCUGAAAUGGAAAAAUACACAAAUAAAGUUGAUUAUGUGCUACAGCUGGCUAAAAAAGAGGCACUAGUUCGGGCAGGCUUCUUCGGAGCAACAGGCCUCUCUGGAAACUUAAUUGUUCUCUCAGUGUUAUACAAAGGAGGAUUACUAAUGGGCAGUGCCUACAUGACAGUUGGUGAACUCUCGUCUUUCCUAAUGUAUGCUUUCUGGGUUGGAAUAAGCAUCGGAGGUCUAAGUUCCUUUUAUUCUGAGCUAAUGAAAGGACUAGGUGCUGGUGGACGUCUUUGGGAACUUAUUGAAARGAAGCCCCAACUUCCAUUUAAUGAGGGAAUCACAUUAGGCAAAGAUGUAUUCAGAGGUGCUUUGGAAUUCAAAGACGUUGAAUUUGCAUAUCCAACACGUCCAGAAACAUCAAUUUUCAAAGAUUUCAGCCUUUCCAUUCCAGCUGGCUCUGUUAUGGCUCUAGUUGGCCCAAGUGGAACAGGGAAAUCAACGAUUGUAUCCCUUCUCCUGCGGCUGUAUGAUCCCAUCUCAGGUACUAUCACCAUUGAUGGCUUUGAUAUCCGUCAAUUAAAUCCACUGUGGUUCAGGACAAAGAUUGGAACAGUAAGUCAGGAACCGAUUCUCUUCUCCUGUUCUAUUGCUGAAAAUAUUGCCUAUGGUGCAGAGGAUCCUUCUACUGUGACAGCAGAGGAGAUUCAGAAAGUUGCUGAAAUAGCUAAUGCUAACAGUUUUAUCAGAGAUUUUCCAAAAGGGUUUGACACUGUAGUUGGAGAAAAGGGCAUUUUGCUUUCAGGUGGACAGAAGCAACGAAUUGCAAUUGCUCGAGCUCUGCUCAAGAAUCCUAAAAUUCUUCUGUUAGAUGAAGCAACAAGUGCUUUGGAUGCUGAAAAUGAGUAUCUAGUGCAAGAAGCUCUGGACCGGCUGAUGGAAGGGAGGACAGUCCUAAUUAUUGCCCAUCGUCUCUCUACUAUUCAGAAUGCUGAUUUUGUUGCUGUCCUUGGCCAGGGUAAAAUUCUUGAAUGUGGGAAACAUGAGGAACUACUUGCAAAUCCAAAUGGACUUUUCAGGAAAYUAAUGCAGAAACAAGCUUUUCUUCAGAACAAUGAUACUUGUGCAUUAGAUUUACAAUCCAGAGAAAAGGAUAUAUUAAAAGAAAAUAUAUGAGACAAUGUAUGAAUAAKGGAAACUUACAAACUACAAAGACUAUAACUUAUGUUUCAGUUAUGUAAAGUAAAUGUUAUAUUUUUCCAAAAUGUAYGAAAUAUUCUUUUGAAACUUAAUGUGUUUUAACUUUUUAUUGAAAGCUUUUUAAUAACUAUUGUAACUUUUAAAAAUAUCUGCCACRCUGAGAUAAUUUCAGUGCACAGAUUUCUCUGCUUUGUGUUACUUUUAGACUGUCUAGAAUCUUGUUUGCUGUAAUGCACUGUAUGAAGAUGUGCUCCAUUAUCAAGUAAAUUCAGUAUUUUAAAGGUAAUUAAAUGACAAUCUUAUCAUUUUCAUAUCAUUGUCUCUCUCUUUCCAAGGAACKCUUGUGUUUUGUGCUUGUCAGUAGUCUUAAAAUGUUGGAAUUCAAAAUGCAUGACACUAAAAUACUCUUGAAAGUUCUGUCUGACUUCCACUGCACUGUCCUUCCAGUUACCAUUUGUUCUGAAAUGCCAUUAUGUGUUCUGAACUUGAUUAUGAUCCCCAUCUACAGUUCCUGUAGAGAAUUACAUAUAAAAUCACAUUUCGGAGAGUAUGAAGGCAUGAGUUGGAGGAAAGUUCUUUAAUAAAACAAUUAAUGCAACAAAAAAAGUAACCAAACAAAAAAACUGACUUUACCUAAGGGCAAAGGAAGUGUAUUAUAAUAYGAAGUCAGCAUAGGAAAAUCUAAAAUUUACAUGCAUUUUCUUCCCUUUUCUAUUUUCCCAUUUCUUUAGUUUCACUUCCUUUCUGAGAUGACAUCUGAAAGAACAUGCCCUCCCAUAUAUGUGUUUGUCCUUUUUUAAGAUAUAUGUAAGUUUUCUAUUGUCAAUUAAAAUUUCAGUGAUAGAAAACAUGAAUUUUGCCUAACCACUUUAUUAGAAACAACUAGUAAACAACCUCAAGGACAACCAGUAAAAUAACAGCAUUACAUUAAUUUGAAUAACUGCAGGRGGAUAUGUUUGGCAGUGAAGAGUUUGCCUCAUGUUUCUAAUWGAUGAGUCUCUUUCAGCAGAAUCUCUGAAGAUGCAAAACCCCACAAGGUGAUUUAAAAAAGCUUAGAAACUUCUCAGGUCACAUUAAAAUUCAUCUAUGCUAGGAAAACUUGUUGCUGGAAG